This is a messenger RNA of Paraglomus occultum, 1083 nucleotides long. The record is from the annotation of a GenBank genome assembly. NCBI's taxonomy places the organism in Eukaryota, Fungi, Glomeromycota, Glomeromycetes, Paraglomerales, Paraglomeraceae.
AUGUCUACACCAGGAAAAAAAGUUCCGAACCCGCAAGUAGCGGUCAACAUACAAAAGGCAAGUAGUGACUUGUUAGAUAAAACAUCCACCCUCGAACGACGCGUUACCAGCGAUUCGGUUAAAUCGGCUUUAGGAAUACUGCAAGAAAUUGGAAUAAAAGAUGACAUUGAAAAUUUUAUACGGCACGUUGACCCAGACACUCCCGCCGAACGAAAUGCAGAAGCGCGAGAAAUCACACUCCGAAUAUUCAAGUUGGACAGACUGUUGACCUUUCUGCUCUACUAUACUUCACUAGCAUUAAAUUGCUUGACUCUGCUGGGUCCCUCAAAGUCAUUCGGGGAUUUCAUGUAUAAUGUGUUCAUUAAAUCGUUUGACGUCACGGAAUGGGAUUUUCUAAAGUUUACGACCGUUGGAAAAAUAAGCGGAGCUACAUGUACCUUACAGGUUGGAUUCUUUAUUAUUGCCAAUGCCUUGGUGUUGGUGUAUACUCGACUCCAUCCUCGAGGCGAAGAUGCAUUGUACAAGGGAUUAAGAGGGCCGAUUUACUUUGGAGGUCCGUUGCAGAUAUUCCAUCUGUUUGGCUCAUCAUUGAAAUCCUACUACAAGGCGGUCAGAAAAUCCGAUGCACAGUUUGCCGACAUUAUCAAUUUCAUAAGCCAGACGCUAAUCGUCGUUGUGACGGCGUUAUCAUCGCACAGUAAAUACGAAGUGCUCGAAACUGAAGAAGGUCCGGAAUCGAGUAGCUCUUUCUUCCGUCGCCAAUUUCCAGUCGACAAUUCGACCGUUGAGCCGACGGAAACUGAAUUACAGAAUCAAGCAAUGAUCGCUCAGUCUACCCUGGUUAUAUCUUCGGUGGCGAUUAUUAUGCUUUCGUUGCUGAAUAUGCUUUCAUGGCUUAGCAAUAUUUGGACCGUAGAGCAGGAUGAAGUUAUUGUGUAUGCGCUGUUUAAGCUGAUUACGAGAAUCCUAGUCUGUUAUCCGUGCUGUAAGGAUAAAUUUGUUGGUGAUGGUCAGGAUGCAAAGGACAUAGAGAAAGAAAAGUUGAUGGAGAAGGGGAAGAGUGUGAUGAGGGGUAAUAUUUAG